Messenger RNA from Blastomyces gilchristii SLH14081, 969 nucleotides. Its product is annotated as U3 small nucleolar ribonucleoprotein IMP4. The record is from RefSeq and is a predicted model, not a curated record. Gene Ontology annotation, biological process: rRNA processing. Gene Ontology annotation, molecular function: rRNA primary transcript binding; snoRNA binding. The coding region runs from base 1 to 969 and encodes 322 amino acids. The transcript is spliced from 2 exons. Gene Ontology annotation, cellular component: small-subunit processome; Mpp10 complex; nucleolus. Lineage: Eukaryota; Fungi; Ascomycota; Eurotiomycetes; Onygenales; Ajellomycetaceae.
AUGGUCCUUCAGUCAGCAGCCUUGCGUCCUUCAGCAACUAAACCACGGGUCAAAAUGAUUCGCCGUCAAGCUCGUGAACGGAGAGACUAUCUCUACCGAAAAGCUCUCCUCCUCCGCGAUGCUUCUAUAGCAGAGAAGCGCGCGAAGCUGAAAGCUGCCCUUGCGUCAGGGAAACCGUUAGAUCCCUCUGUGGCCAAUGAUAAAAUAUUGCGAGAAGAUUUCAAAUACGAUGAAUCCUUACCCACAUCCUCGAAACCGGGAGACCCUAACUCCAAAGAUUCUGACAUGCUUGACCUCGAUGACGAGUAUGCUCUCACAUCCGGCAUCGUUGACCCUCGACCCCUCAUUACAACGUCCCGUUCUCCCUCUGCGCGCCUUAGUACUUUCGCCAAAGAGAUGCGUUUACUCAUCCCAACUUCGAUUCGGAUAAAUCGGGGAAAUCUAGUCAUUCCUGAUCUUCUAGCAAGCGCCAAGGCGUCCGCACUCUCUGAUAUGAUCCUGCUACACGAGCAUCGCGGUACACCCACUGCGAUAACCGUGUCUCACCUCCCCUAUGGCCCAACGGCCAGUUUCUCGCUACAUAAUGUCAUGCUACGAGCAGAUAUUCCGAACUCUGCACGAGGAACCGUCUCGGAAAGCUAUCCUCACCUAAUAUUUGAAGGGUUUACCACCAAGCUGGGUGCUCGUGUCGUCCAAAUCCUAAAACAUAUUUUCCCGCCGCGGGAAGCAAAUGGGAAGCUCGGGAGUAGGGUUGUCACCUUUAAAAAUAUAGAAGACAGUAUAGAAGUGCGACAUCAUGUAUUCGUUAAGACUGGAUACCAAUCAGUUGAACUAGCUGAAGUCGGGCCGCGGAUGACGAUGAGACUAUUCCAAAUCCGAGGAGGAACGUUGGAGAAGGACUCCGGAGGCGAGGUUGAAUGGGCACUCAGUCAAUAUACCAGGACGAGUAGGAAGAAGGACUAUUUGUGA